Molecule: messenger RNA, 2403 nt
Organism: Letharia lupina
Lineage: Eukaryota; Fungi; Ascomycota; Lecanoromycetes; Lecanorales; Parmeliaceae
Exons: 6
Coding region: 1-2403 (800 amino acids)
Molecular function (GO): polygalacturonase activity
Source: RefSeq, a predicted model, not a curated record
AUGGUCCCCUUCUCAGCAGCAGCGCUGUUCGUCACCCUUCGCGUCCUCCUUCUUUCGGUCUCGACUUCACCGGUUGAAGCUGUGCCGAUGACCUCCAGCGUCACCACCCACAGCAAAGUCGCCUCAACCUCAUCGCCGUACUGGGUUGCCAACAUCCAGCGCCAAGGUACUGUUGCAUUCGGCGACGCGUCUUACAAGGUCUUCCGUAAUGUCCAGGAAUAUGGUGCAACUGGUGAUGGCACCACCGACGACACCGCAGCGAUUAAUAGCGCCAUUACCGAUGGCAAUCGCUGCGGUCUAGGCUGCGAUUCCAGCACAGUAACCCCAGCUAUUGUGUACUUUCCACCAGGAACAUACCUGGUUAGCGCGCCUAUCAUCCAGUCCUAUUAUUCCCAGUUCAUAGGCGAUGCUGUUACUAUUCCCACGAUCAAAGCAUCAGCCAGCUUCACGGGUAUCGCCGUCAUCGAUUCUGACCCAUACACGAAGGGCGCUAACUGGUACACCAACCAAAACAACUUCUAUCGCCAAGUCCGGAACUUCGUCAUUGACAUUACUUCCAUGCCUGCUACUACUGGCGCAUGUAUCCACUGGCAAGUUGCUCAGGCUACCAGCCUGCAGAACAUCGUCUUUGAAAUGGUUCAAGGUGGCACCAACAACAAACAAGAAGGUAUCUUCAUGGACAACGGUUCGGGUGGAUUCUACUCUGACCUGGUCUUCAAUGGGGGCAACUACGGCAUGUUCGUUGGAAACCAGCAGUUUACUACCCGAAAUUUGACCUUCAACAACUGCAACACCGCCGUCUAUAUGAAUUGGAACUGGGUAUGGAACCUCAAGUCUAUCACAGUCAACAACUGCGGGGUUGGCGUAAAUAUGUCAAACACCCCAACCAACCAGACCGUGGGCUCCGUCCUAGUCCAAGACAGCAAGUUCGUCGGAACGCCAAAAGGUAUCAUCACAGCCUUCAGCACGACUGGCAAUACUCCGACCACCGGCAACACGCUCGUCAUUGACAAUUGCGAUUUCACCGGCAGUACGGACGCCAUAGUCAGCUACACUGGGGAAACAAUCCUCGCAGGUGGUUCCGUGGUCUCGUCAUGGGCCCAAGGUCACGCAUAUACCACCGGCGAUGACGGCUCUGCAUCUGCCGCAACAUGCGCAAGUGCGGCUGCGUCAGCCUCCAGCACAACGAUCCAAGGGCCAUUGACCGCAGCUACCAAACCCGCUAUUCUCAUGGAUGACUCCAAUAUCUUCGAGCGCUCCAAGCCCCAGUAUGAAAGUAUCGCAUCCUCAUCUUUCGUUAGCGUGAAAUCGGCCGGAGCCAAAGGUGAUGGAGUAUCCGACGACACUGCCGCCUUGCAAUCAGCCAUGAACAGUCUCAAAUCUGAUCAGAUUCUCUACUUCGAUCACGGUGCCUACGUUGUCACUUCCACGGUCAAAGUCCCCAGUAACAUCAAGAUGACUGGGGAAAUAUGGCCCCUAAUCAUGGCUUCCGGUACCGCAUUCGCCAAUCAAGCAUCGCCAGCUCCCGUCUUCCAAGUCGGCCAACCAGGCGACACCGGCGCGGUCGAAAUGAGCGACCUCAUCUUCGAGACCAAAGGGCCAGCCCCAGGUGCAGUCAUGGUGGAAUGGAAUGUCGCCGAGUCCUCUCAAGGUGCCUCGGGCAUGUGGGAUGUCCAUAUGCGCAUCGGUGGCUCGGCUGGCACUAGCUUGCAAAGCAACACUUGUGCCAAGAACCCCAAUGUCACGGCCAACUACAACGCGAACUGUGAAGGUGCCUUUCUUCUCCUGCACGUCACCACUAAAGCGACUAUCUACCUGGAAAACAAUUGGUUUUGGGUCGCCGACCACGAGCUUGACCUCGCCGACCACAACCAGAUCAAUAUUUAUAACGGUCGCGGCAUUCUCGUCGAAUCGCAAGGACCAGUCUGGAUGUACGGCACCAGCUCUGAGCACAGCCAGCUCUACAACUUCGAGUUCGCCAAUGCUCAAAAUGUCUAUGCUGGGGUCAUCCAAUCCGAAACACCAUAUAUGCAAUCCAAUCCCACAGCCCUUAACGGCGGUUUCACGCCCAGCGACACCUACUUCGACCCUGACUUCAGCUCCUGCAACGGCGAUGCCGGCUGCGAGAAAGCGUGGGGUCUGCGCAUCUUCGCUUCCAGUGAUAUCCUUGUCUAUGGCGCAGGGUUAUAUUCAUUCUUCGAUAAUUAUGAUCAGACGUGCCUCGCUACCGAAAGCUGUCAAGUCAACAUGGUUAGCAUUGAGUGCAGCACGGCAAUCUACCUAUGGGCCCUGAGCACCAAGGCGAGUACGAAUAUGGUCACUGUCGAUGGAACUGGGGUUGUGAACGAGAGUGACAAUAUGUCUAACUUUUGUCAGACGAUUGCUUUGUUCGAGGAGGCUUAA